Messenger RNA from Pterocles gutturalis (yellow-throated sandgrouse), 1030 nucleotides. RefSeq names its product rho GTPase-activating protein 22-like. The annotation marks the transcript as partial. Gene Ontology annotation, biological process: activation of GTPase activity; signal transduction. Gene Ontology annotation, molecular function: GTPase activator activity. Gene Ontology annotation, cellular component: focal adhesion. The transcript is spliced from 2 exons. Lineage: Eukaryota; Metazoa; Chordata; Aves; Pterocliformes; Pteroclidae. The record is from RefSeq and is a predicted model, not a curated record.
GUUCCUUGAUGAAGUUCAGGCUCACUCAAGCAUUAACAAGAUGAGUGUCCAGAAUCUGGCUACAGUAUUUGGACCAAAUAUAUUACGGCCCAAAAUGGAAGAUCCAGUGACCAUGAUGGAAGGCACCUCACUAGUUCAGCAUCUGAUGACAGUGCUGAUAAGUGAACAGGGGAGAAUCUUUGCUGUUCCUCAGGCAGAUGUGCCAGGGAGCCAACUGGAAAUCAGACCUGUGCCUCAGCGCAGUACUGUGGAGUGGAUCUCGGAGGAAGACGGGGAGGACAGCAGGGUGCAGAACAGCGUUCCCAGCCCCACUGAUUUGCCUUCUAGCAAUGCUGUGGCACUAGAUGCCACUCCUGGACCUGCAGUGAAAAACACUCCUUCAGAGCACAGUGGCAAAUUGACUCAGCCUGCCACCAGCCCCAACAAGAGAGUGCAGACACUGCCUCCGUGGAAAUACUCCUUCCGCCAGCAGGGAGCACGGUCUGCGAGUCCAAAGCUGGGCAGCUCGUCCUUAGAUAUCCCCAACCUCUCCUCUAGUGGGAACUGGUUGAUGAAUGGACUGUACUCUCUCCGAGGCCAUCGCCGGACAGCCUCUGGGGAGCGAGUUAAAGACUCCUGUUCUUCCCAGAGACUCUCCACUUAUGACAAUGUCCCCUCGUCCAGCCUCUCCCUUAGCACACACAGUAUGGCCAGCACCACAUGGUCUACAUCAUCAUGUGAAAUCUCCGUGGUGGACUCCGUCAGCAGCUGCCCAGCCUGCCGGGCCAGUGACUCUUCUGCUUUAAGCUCUCUCAAAACCGAGUGGGUAACUCAGGGCUCACUGUCCCAGAGUGACGUUAAGACUGCAGAUCUGGAGAACAGCAUCGACAGGUUUGAAGAAUGCAGCAGCAACAGCAGUGAACAGAGCAACCUGGCUGCAGCUUCCAGAGACUCUGCCAAAUGCUCCAGGGCCUUGCAGAGCUUGGUGGUGGAGCUAAAGACAGAACUGAGCAAACAGAGGACUGAGUAUGAGACUAGUAUCAAAAGGUAA